Molecule: messenger RNA, 798 nt
Organism: Penicillium diatomitis
Lineage: Eukaryota; Fungi; Ascomycota; Eurotiomycetes; Eurotiales; Aspergillaceae
Product: SDR family oxidoreductase
Exons: 1
Coding region: 1-798 (265 amino acids)
Cellular component (GO): intracellular anatomical structure
Molecular function (GO): oxidoreductase activity, acting on NAD(P)H, oxygen as acceptor
Source: RefSeq, a predicted model, not a curated record
AUGAUUCCCGUUCCUCAAGCCGAGUCCCUCAAGGACCUCCUCAGCCUCAAGGGCAAGGUCGUCGUCGUCACCGGUGCCUCCGGUCCCCGCGGUAUGGGCAUCGAGGCCGCCCGCGGCUGUGCCGAGAUGGGUGCCGACCUGGCCAUCACCUACGCCUCCCGCCCCGAGGGGGGUGAGAAGAACGCCAAGGAGCUCUCCGAGCAGUACGGCGUCAAGGUCAAGGCCUACAAGUGCGACGUGGGCAGCUGGGAGAGCGUCCAGGAGCUGGUCAACAACGUCAUUAAGGAGUUUGGCAAGAUCGACGCCUUCAUCGCCAACGCCGGCCGCACCGCCUCCAGCGGCAUCCUCGACGGCUCCGUCCAGGACUGGCAGGAGGUCAUCCAGACCGACUUGACCGGCACCUUCCACUGUGCCAAAGCCGUCGGCGCCCACUUCAAGGAGCGCGGCACCGGUAGCUUCGUCAUCACCUCCUCCAUGUCCGGCCACAUCGCCAACUUCCCCCAGGAGCAGACCUCCUACAACGUCGCCAAGGCCGGCUGCAUCCACAUGGCGCGCUCCCUCGCCAACGAGUGGCGCGACUUUGCUCGUGUCAACAGCAUCUCCCCCGGUUACAUCGACACUGGUCUCUCCGACUUUGUCGACCAGAAGGUCCAGGACCUCUGGCUCUCCAUGAUCCCCAUGGGUCGUAACGGUCAGGCCAAGGAGCUCAAGGGUGCCUAUGUCUACCUGGUCAGCGAUGCCAGCACCUACAUGACCGGUACCGAUCUCCUCAUUGACGGUGGAUACUGCGUCCGGUAA